Messenger RNA from Ogataea philodendri, 666 nucleotides. RefSeq lists its product as uncharacterized. The record is from RefSeq and is a predicted model, not a curated record. The coding region runs from base 1 to 666 and encodes 221 amino acids. NCBI's taxonomy places the organism in Eukaryota, Fungi, Ascomycota, Pichiomycetes, Pichiales, Pichiaceae. The transcript has 2 exons.
AUGUCCGACAAUGCCUCCGAGAAUAACCAUCCAGUAGUCAGAACCGGCAGCCAUGGCAAUGGUAGCGAUUUGGGAACGGUCUCCCCACUCACCGAGGAAAGUCAUGGCAAAAGUUUGAACCCACACGGGAGACAGGAUGUAGGAGGCGAGCGUUGGUUCAAAGCCGAAAUCUCGAUCUCCUCCUCAACCUCGGCCAUCUCGUCGCCCAUUCCCGCAUCCUUGGACAUCGACAGCCCCUCUCGGAGGAGGUUGAUACCGAACACAAUGAACAGCACACCGGCAAAAAAUUGGGUCAAUCUCUGCGGGAUCAGGGCAGGCAAUGCGUGGCCCACCACUCCGGAAAGCACUGUCAUAAGCACAAGGGCAGCAAAUGCGGCGGAAAACACCACCGCUCUAGGGUGUUUCAUCGCCAUGAGCGCAGCAACAAGGAACGUCUUGUCGCCAAUCUCGCUCACCACAAUCAUGGAUGUGGACAUCAGGAAUGCGUCGGACAGCUCGCGAGGCGCCUCGAAGUCGGCAACAGGUCCGGAACUGUCUUUUGCAGCUUCGGCUUUCAGGUUACUCAGAUGGUGCUCCAAGGUUUUUUCAUCUUCGUUGGCCUCAAUCGACUGGAUGGUCACGAGAUCAUCGCUGUCGAUGCUCUUAUCAGCAGCAACUGGAGGGUAA